This is a messenger RNA of Exophiala oligosperma, 1260 nucleotides long. RefSeq lists its product as uncharacterized. Gene Ontology annotation, biological process: phospholipid biosynthetic process. The record is from RefSeq and is a predicted model, not a curated record. Bases 1 to 1260 code for a protein of 419 amino acids. Gene Ontology annotation, molecular function: phosphotransferase activity, for other substituted phosphate groups. NCBI's taxonomy places the organism in Eukaryota, Fungi, Ascomycota, Eurotiomycetes, Chaetothyriales, Herpotrichiellaceae. The transcript is spliced from 4 exons. Gene Ontology annotation, cellular component: membrane.
AUGGUGUACAUUCGACAGCGCAACCUGCCAAAGCUGCGCGAGUACAAAUAUGCCGGCGUUGAUAAAUCUCUGGUGUCGAAAUAUAUCCUGAAACCAUUCUACACUCAUGUCGCCAUCAAGUGUUUUCCGAUGUCUAUGGCUCCGAAUCUUAUCACCCUUACCGGCUUCAGCUUCGUGGUUAUCAAUGUCCUAACGAUGCUUUGGUACAACCCAACCCUCGACAUGGACUGCCCUCCUUGGGUUUACUUGACAUGGGCUAUUGGGCUCUUUCUUUACCAGACUUUCGAUGCUGUCGAUGGUUCCCAGGCCCGAAGGACGCACCAGAGCGGACCUCUAGGAGAGCUCUUUGAUCAUGGAGUCGACGCCUGCAACACUGGCCUCGAAGUUCUUCUCUUCGCAGCUGCGAUGAACCUCGGCCAGUCAUGGAAGACUGUUCUCACACUCUUUGGAACCGUCUUUACGUUCUACAUCCAGACCUGGGAUGAAUACCACACCCAUACAUUGACCCUGGGAAUCGUCUCGGGCCCUGUUGAAGGUGUACUUACCUUGAUUGUGGUGUACUUCCUCACUUUCCUCAAGGGCGGUGCAAGCUAUUGGCAACAGCCAAUGCUCCCGAGCCUUGGGUUUCCGAAAAAUGAUCUUCUUCCAGAAAGCAUGUACCAGCUGGCUUGGAACGAGUGGUACAUGUGGUAUGGUGCUGUGGUUCUUGUCUUCAACACGGUCAGCAGCGCGAUGGCCGUCAUCAAGGUACGACGAGAAAGGGGCCAGGAUCCCUACAAGCCAUUAUUGGGGCUGCUUCCCAUUCUGGUCACAUGGGCUUUGAUAACGGCCUAUCUUUGGCUCAACCCGGUCAUCCUACAUCAUCACCUCGUGCCAUUCACUCUCUUUGCCAGCAUGGUCAAUGCCUACUCCGUCGGGCAGAUGAUCGUUGCACACUUGGUCAAGGACAAAUUUCCCUACCAAAAUGUUCUGGUCAUCCCACUUGCCUGGGCCGUUGUUGACAGUCUGGGUCCAAGAUUGGGUCUCUGGCCAAGUGCACUGGGCAGCGAUAUCUACCAAGUGGCAUUUAUCUUCCUCGCUCUCGGUCUAGCGCUUGGUGUCUAUGGAAGCUUUGUCCACGACGUCAUCACUACCAUUUGUGACUACCUGGACAUUUGGUGUCUGACUAUUAAACACCCCUACGUUGAAGGCAAAACGGAUACCAUCACUUCUCCGCAGACCGGCGGGGAACAAAACGGAGAUCUCAAGAAGAAAGCGUGA